Molecule: messenger RNA, 1038 nt
Organism: Eurytemora carolleeae
Lineage: Eukaryota; Metazoa; Arthropoda; Copepoda; Calanoida; Temoridae
Gene: RnrS
Product: ribonucleoside-diphosphate reductase subunit M2
Biological process (GO): deoxyribonucleotide biosynthetic process
Cellular component (GO): cytosol
Molecular function (GO): ribonucleoside-diphosphate reductase activity, thioredoxin disulfide as acceptor
Source: RefSeq, a predicted model, not a curated record
CCCCCGGCCAACUAAAAAACCGCGAUUUGCCUGUUCUCCAGAAACCUAUAAAUAUUUGUCUGGAAUGAAUUUAAAUCAGUUGAGAACUAAUCUUCUGACACACUAGCACCAUGACCCUGACCAGCAUUGAAAACCUUGACAACAUGACGAUCAGCAAUAAGGAAAACAAGUCUGUGAUUGAAAAUAAAGUUGAGAAAUCUACAGAGAAGACCGAUGAUUUUGUGGAACCCCUAUUGAAGGAGAAUUCCCGCCGCUUUGUUAUAUUCCCGAUCCAGUAUCCUGAUAUUUGGAGGAUGUACAAGAAGGCUGAGGCCAGCUUCUGGACGGCCGAAGAGGUCGAUUUAUCAAAGGACAUGAGAGACUGGGAAGGGUUGAAGGCUGACGAAAGAUUCUUUAUUUCUCAUGUUCUCGCUUUUUUCGCCGCCUCAGACGGUAUCGUUAACGAGAACCUGGUUGAGAGAUUUAUGCAGGAGAUUCAGAUCCCCGAAGCCAGAUGCUUUUAUGGAUUCCAGAUCGCGAUUGAGAAUAUUCACAGUGAGAUGUACAGCCUUCUGAUUGAUUCUUAUGUUAGGGAUGCUGGAGAGCGAGAUAAACUGUUCAACGCUAUCGAAACCAUCCCUGCCGUGAAGAAAAAGGCAGACUGGGCCCUCAAGUGGAUUAACGCGAAAAACGCUACAUUCGCCGAAAGAAUUAUCGCUUUUGCCUCUGUUGAAGGAAUCUUCUUCUCUGGUAGUUUCGCCGCCAUUUUCUGGUUGAAGAAGCGAGGUCUGAUGCCUGGACUUACAUUCAGUAACGAACUCAUCUCCAGGGACGAGGGAUUACACACAGACUUCGCCUGCUUGCUGUUCAGGCACCUGCAGAGGAAGCCCAGCAAGGAGCGUAUUCUGGAGAUUGUCAAAGACGCUGUUUCCAUUGAGUGUGAGUUCCUUACUGACGCCCUUCCCGUUGCCCUCAUAGGAAUGAACUGUGAUCUAAUGGUGCAAUACAUCAAGUUCGUAGCUGACAGACUUCUCGUAGAGCUAGAGUGUGAGAAGGUUU